AUGCUUGCCACACUUCUACUGACACUCACAAGUGGGGAAGUAAUCUGAAGCUUGUUACCUUCUACAUUCCCUUACUUUCACUGUGUCUUUUCUCAACAAGUGGACCGUUUACAAAGCCAACAUGUGGGCUUCACGUCCACCCAGAGAGCAGGGGCGCCUCGCUCUCGGCGUUAACGGCUGCUGAUCAUGCUGGCCAAGGCACCACCUUCGACCAGCAAAUUGGAUUUGGUGAACGCCGAAAGUUCAGACGCCGAUCUUACUGACGGAAUCAAGAUGGCAGACCUGGUGGAGAACUUGGAUGCCCGAGAGCUGGAGGACACCGACGAUGGGGAGGAAGUGGACUACGACCUAAACUGCAUGGGGGAGUGCAUCCCUUUCUCGGCCGUGUAUAGCACGGUGGGUUUCAAGGAGGCCAACGCCAAGGUCUUCCUUCCUACGGUGCCCGUUACCGCCCGCAUCCUGGAGGUGGAGCGCUUCACUUCAGCGCAGGAUCGCUUCAAUAUGUCCCAGCACAGGAGCGUCAAUAAGAGCCUGCCCGCCGUGUUUAAGAUUGAGAUGAAGCACGGCGAGUUCACGUGGACGGUGAAGAGGAAAGAGAAGCACUUUAUGGAGCUGCACCGAGAGCUGAGGACUUACAAGACCUUCAUGAGGAUACCGCUACCAUCGCGCAGUCACACUGUUAAAAGGAGGACGGUAAGGAAGAGCGAGGUGAGGGAAAUGCCGUCAUUGCCCAGGGGCGGAGGUGACGAGCUGGUGCGGGACGAGCAGGUCUCCAGUCGGCGGAGACAAUUGGAGGACUAUUUGAACAAGCUGCUAAAGAUGGCCUUGUACCGCAAAUAUCACCACACUAUGGAGUUCAUUGACGUCAGCCAGCUGUCCUUCAUUCACGACCUGGGACCCAAAGGACUGGAAGGAAUGAUCUACAAGCGCUCCGGGGGCCAUCGUAUCCCCGGCAUGAACUGCUGUGGUCACACACAAGCAUGCUACCGCUGGUCCAAACGGUGGCUUGUAGUGAAGGACUCGUUCCUGCUGUACAUGAAGCCUGACUCGGGUGCAAUCUCCUUUGUGCUGCUGGUCGACAAAGAGUUUAGCAUCAAGAUGGACUCCAAAGACACCGAAACCAGGCACGGGGUCAGAAUUGACAGUCUUUCCAGGACUCUGGUGUUCAAAUGCAGCAGCUACAGACACGCCCGUUGGUGGGGUCAGAGCAUCGAGAGCUUUGUCAGGAAUCAUGGAAAAGCCUUCCUGCGAGAUCACCGCUUUGGCUCGUUUGCGCAGGAGCAGGAAAACAUUCCUGCCAAAUGGUACGUGAAUGGAAAAGCUUACAUGGAGGACUUGGCUGAUGCUUUGGAGGAGGCUAGAGAGGAAAUCUUCAUCACUGACUGGUGGCUGAGUCCAGAGAUCUUCCUUAAGAGACCUGUAGUAGAGGGAAACCGCUGGAGGCUGGACUGCAUCCUCAAAAGAAAAGCUCAACAAGGAGUGCGUAUAUUUGUGAUGCUGUAUAAGGAGGUGGAGCUGGCGUUGGGCAUUAACUCAGGCUACAGCAAGAGAACUCUAAUGCACUUGCACCCCAACAUCAAGGUGAUGCGCCAUCCAGACCACGUCUCCUCCUCCGUCUAUUUGUGGGCUCAUCACGAGAAGAUUGUCAUCAUUGACCAAUCGGUGGCUUUCGUGGGCGGAAUCGACCUGGCGUACGGUCGUUGGGACGACGGGCAGCACCGGCUGACGGAUGUCGGCAGUGUGACGCGUUCUGUGGCACCAGAACAGGCCACUUCUGUCAACGCUCAGUCCGGUAAGGCGACACCCCCUGUUGACGGCGUGUCACAAAGCAACGGACGGGGGACAUCCGCCGGAGACGCUGUUGACCUGCCCAAGCUGAAGGGUGUGGGCCGCACCCGCCGCUCUCGCUUCACCUUGUACCGGCACCUGCACAAACACACAUUGCAGCAUGCCGACAGCGUCAGCAGUGUGGAAAGCUCGGGAAGUGGCUCAGUGCGAAGCCUUAAAACGGGUGUGGGAGAGUUGCAGGGGAACACUCGCUUUUGGCAUGGUAAAGACUACUGCAACUUUGUCUACAAGGACUGGAUACAGCUGGAAAAACCUUUUGACGACUUCAUCGACAGGUACACCACCCCGAGAAUGCCGUGGCAUGACAUCGCCUCAGCAGUGCACGGCAGAGCUGCUCGUGACGUGGCGCGUCACUUCAUUCAGCGCUGGAACUUUACUAAGAUCAUGAAGCCAAAGUACCGCUCCCUGUCUUAUCCAUUCCUGCUGCCAAAGUCUCACUCCAGUGCCACUGAGCUCAAAUACCAAGUGACCGAUUGUGUGCAGGCCAAAGUACAGGUUUUGCGGUCAGCAGCUGAUUGGUCAGCCGGCAUAAAGUACCAUGAAGAGUCCAUCCACAACGCAUACAUUCAAGUCAUCGCCAAGAGCAAACACUACAUCUACAUUGAGAACCAGUUCUUCAUCAGCUGCGCUGACAACCGAACGGUGUACAACAAGAUCGGAGACGCCAUCAUCGAGAGGAUCCUCAGAGCGCAUAAGGAGGGCAAGAAGUAUCGAGUGUACGUGGUGACCCCCCUGCUUCCCGGCUUUGAGGGGGACAUCACCACAGGCGGGGGAAACGCCCUCCAGGCUGUCAUGCACUUCAAUUACAGAACAAUGAUCCGAGGGGACUACUCUAUCAUCUCCCAACUGAAGAAGGAGAUGGAUGACCAUUGGAUGAACUACAUCUCCUUCACUGGUCUGCGGACGCACGCCGAGCUGGAAGGCCGGCUGGUGACGGAGCUCAUCUACGUGCACAGCAAGAUGCUCAUCGCUGAUGACAACACCGUCAUCAUCGGCUCGGCCAACAUCAACGACAGGAGCAUGCUGGGGAAGCGUGACAGCGAGGUGGCGGUCAUCGUGGAGGACGUGGAGAAGGUGGCGUCAGUGAUGGACGGACAGGAAUACGAGGCUGGCCCCUAUGCACUGGGCCUACGUAUGGAGUGCUUUCGGACAAUCCUGGGUGGUCAUAGUGACGCCGCCAUCGAUCUGUCCGACCCGAUUAGUGACCGCUUCUACAAGGAGGUUUGGAUGACCACUGCCGGCCGGAACGCCACCAUUUACGAGAAGGUGUUCAGAUGCCUUCCCUCCUCGCUGGUGCGCAACAUGUCCGAACUGGAGCAUUACCAGUCUAAGCCCGGCCUGGCCCAGAGUGAUCUAGCCCGCGCCCAGGAGGAGCUGCGCAAGAUCCGCGGCUUCCUGGUGCAGUUUCCUCUGGACUUCCUGUCGGAGCACAACCUCAUGCCCUCGGUCGGGACCAAGGAAGCCAUGGUGCCCACAGAGAUAUGGACGUAGGCCUUUUAAAAGCCGAAUACUGCCACGCUAUCUGGAUGUCGCAGUGUUUCCAUGAUGGGACGCCACUUCCAGAGAAGCCAUAUUUCCACAAUGGGACCAGCUCUUAGUUUACUACUUACUUUAUGCUGAGAUGGAGUAGUUGUAAGAGAGCGUUAGGUAGCAUAUGUGCUGCUCGGAAACAAAUACUCCAUAUACGCCCAGGGUGGACACCGUUGCCUGAGAUCAUUUCUACAAUAUCUGGUUAAAACUCACAUGCAAAAUGUCUAGGACUAGUUUGCAUUUGAAGGAUACCUGGAAAUUUGAAAAUGGCCAAAUUUACCCUGAAAUGGCCGCUAUUGUUGACUUUUUGUGGGUCUACCAAUGACAAACAUGCACACCAAGCUGCUGUGUCAAACUGGCUUUGGGGGCUGAAUUUUUAAAACAUUCUCAAAGGUGCAAUCAAGCAAACAUGGCCACUUUAAUCCAAAAUUCCACACACCACGUGUAUAUGUAGGCACGGGUUCCUGAGACUUUUUUGUGGGUCAAAUAGACAUGCGUACCAUCGAUAUGAAGUUGCUGCAUUAAAUUAGGUUCUGGCUGAAUAUUUGAAAACAUUCUCAAGGGUGCAAUCAAGCAACUAUAGCCAAUUAAAACCAAAAUGGCAGGCGGCGUACGUUUAUUUGGACAUGCGUUAAGAAUUUUGGGGCCCUCCCAGUGACAGACAUGGAUACUAAAUGUCAUGCUGCUAAGUGGAAGUGGUUUUGAGAUCUGAAUCUGUUUUGUGGGACACUUUGAAAUGACUGAAAUUCCCCUAAAUGUCCAAUUCUAACUAAUCUUGACGGAUUUGUAUUAUCUUGUGAGGCAUGACUCAUUUCUGGGUCUACAUGUGAUUCAUAUGCAUACCAAUUGUGUCAGUAGGUAAAACUUGUUUUAGGGGCUGAAAUUGUUUAGUAGAAGAACCUGGAAGAAUGGCAAAAAUGUGCCUAAAAUGUGGCUGCUUUUAACCAAAAUGGCUGACUUUCUGUGCUUGUUGGGGUAUGGCUAUUUGAGACUUUUUUUUGUACGUCCAGUAGUGACAAACAUCUAUAGCAAAUUUAAUAUAAAAAAAAAAAAAAAAACAGCUUUGGGGGUUGAAUGAAUUUUGAAGGAAUUCUAAAAAUUGCAUAAAUUAGCUUAAUAUUGCCAGUUUAACGUAAACUAGUCUACUUUCUGUGCCUUUUUUUGGCAUGGCUUCAUGAGACUUGUGUUGUACUACUCGUGAUAGAUAUGCCUUCUAAAUUUCAUGAAGGCCAAAACAGGCCCUGGGGGGCUGAUUUCUGAUCAAAUCAUUUGGGUUCUAAAAGCAAGGUUUUAUAUACUGUACCCACUUUUGUAACUUUAUAGCUGAACACGUCAUUCUGCUGAAAUGGAGUUUGCUGGCUGUAUGGGAAUGAAAUUAGUGCGACGAGCCAGUCAGGACAAUCUUUUCCCAUGUAAUUCCAUAUUUUGCUCUGCAGGUGGAGCUCUUUUCCUACAAGUAUAGGUUGUGCACUUUUUUUUUUUUUUUUUUUUUUUUUUUUUAAUAAAGUACUUUAACAUUUCUUAUCUCGCCAAGAAAAUGCUCCAUUUUAAUUGCACCAUUUUAUUGUUUUUAAUUUGCUUAUUCAUUCAUUGGCUGCCAUCGACGGUGAUGGACGUCCAAUCCAGUUUGGACGUCCAUCGGCGUCAAUAGCUGCUAAUGGAUUAUUGCUGCGGAAGGUCAUUUUGUAUUGAAAACGUAACAUUUAGCACCUGACUGAUUGCCCUCUCCCCUUUCAAUGUGAAUGCUAAGAACCACUUUUAAACCACAGUUUUAAUGUAUAACUAUAUACUGUAUGUGUGAAACAACAGCGACUGCUUUGAAGAUGCUGGAAAGAAUAGUGGAUUAUUCCUACGAGUAAUGAUCAUUUACACUAGUCAUUUCUUGAUUGGGACCAUGGACUUUGUUUUUCAGUUUUUCCGUUACACUAAACUUUAUUUACAUAUUAUAAUCUUUACUUAUGGUCAGUUUGAAAGAUGCAAAAACUACAAGCGUGUCUAAUUUCAGUUUAUCUGUCAUGGUUUUGUACAGGACAGUCUUAUUUCUUCAAUUCACUCGCUGUACUUGACUGUAUUGGAUAACUAAUAAAAACUCACUUCUUCACACCACAGAUGCUUUAGCGCUUGUCCA
Messenger RNA from Corythoichthys intestinalis (scribbled pipefish), 5506 nucleotides. It is a transcript of the gene pld1a, whose product is annotated as phospholipase D1a. Gene Ontology annotation, biological process: intracellular signal transduction; phosphatidic acid biosynthetic process; regulation of microvillus assembly. The record is from RefSeq and is a predicted model, not a curated record. Gene Ontology annotation, molecular function: D-type glycerophospholipase activity; phosphatidylinositol binding. Bases 187 to 3339 code for a protein of 1050 amino acids. Gene Ontology annotation, cellular component: intracellular membrane-bounded organelle; plasma membrane region. The transcript has 26 exons. NCBI's taxonomy places the organism in Eukaryota, Metazoa, Chordata, Actinopteri, Syngnathiformes, Syngnathidae.